This is a messenger RNA of Myotis daubentonii (Daubenton's bat), 2293 nucleotides long. It is a transcript of the gene SRPX2, whose product is annotated as sushi repeat containing protein X-linked 2. Gene Ontology annotation, molecular function: signaling receptor binding. The record is from RefSeq and is a predicted model, not a curated record. Gene Ontology annotation, biological process: positive regulation of synapse assembly; cell-cell adhesion; positive regulation of cell migration involved in sprouting angiogenesis. NCBI's taxonomy places the organism in Eukaryota, Metazoa, Chordata, Mammalia, Chiroptera, Vespertilionidae.
CACAGGCAUGGGGCCAGCGCCAUUCACACUUUCCCCUGUUCUGCAGCAGACAGACUGAGUUCUUCUAAUCCUUGUGUUCCUUCUCCCCAACCUCUCUAAAAGCCUUCUCUGAGGGAGAAAUAGCUAUAGCUUGGGGGCUAAUAUAGCUUUAAGGGAACUUUUGGCAGAUGCGGAUGUCCUAACAUCUGGGCAGUUUUAACAGAAUCCCGGAGGCCCGGACAGACCUGGAGCCACUCGUUCUAGGAAUGUUAAAUUAGAAGUUUUUUCAGCUGAUGAGAGAAGCAGAGAGGAAGGAGAAAGAGAACGAGGAGAGAAAAAGACAGCACAAAAACCUAUAAAACAGCUGUGACCUGGCUGCAGAUACAGGUUCCCACCACCUUCCUGAUCCUCAGCAGUGGGAUGGCUGACUCCGAUCCCACAUUUCUGCUUCCUCUCACUUUUGGAAGUUCAUUGAUGGCUGAUUUAUGAAAGUUAUUUUCCUUUGUUCUGGUACUUCUGGCCAUCUACUCCUAUUCUUGUCUCCCUAACAAUCCCUACCCUUUAAAAGGAUGGCGGGUAAAAUAACUCAAAGAGGAGCUCUCUCUCUGCUGCUCUUCCUUGCUCCAGCAGUGACACCAACAUGGUUAGCAGGUUCAGGCUACUACCCAGAUGAAAGCUACAACGAAGUAUAUGCUGAAGAGGUCCCACAGGUCCCUGCCCUAGACUACCGAGUCCCCCGAUGGUGUUAUACAUUAAAUAUCCAAGACGGAGAAGCCACAUGCUAUUCACCAAGGGGAGGGAAUUAUCACAGCAGCUUGGGCACUCGUUGUGAGCUCUCCUGUGACCGGGGUUUUCGACUGAUUGGGCGAAGGUCGGUGCAAUGCUUGCCAAGCCGCCGCUGGUCUGGAACUGCCUAUUGCAGACAGAUGAGAUGCCACACAUUGCCAUUCAUUACAAGUGGCACCUACACCUGCACAAAUGGGGUGCUUCUUGACUCCCGUUGUGACUACAGCUGUUCCAGUGGCUACCACCUGGAAGGUGACCGCAGUAGAAUCUGUAUGGAAGAUGGUCAAUGGAGUGGAGGCGAGCCUGUAUGUGUAGACAUAGAUCCCCCCAAGAUCCGUUGUCCCCACUCACGUGAAAAAAUGGCAGAGCCGGAGAAACUGACUGCUCGAGUAUACUGGGACCCACCUUUGGUGAAAGAUUCUGCUGAUGGUACCAUCACCAGGGUGACACUUCGGGGCCCUGAGCCUGGUUCUCACUUUCCCGAAGGAGAGCAUGUAAUUCGUUACACUGCCUAUGACCGAGCCUACAACCGGGCCAGCUGCAAGUUCAUUGUGAAAGUACAAGUGAGACGCUGCCCAUCACUGAAACCACCACAGCAUGGCUACCUCACCUGCACCUCAGCCGGGAACAACUAUGGUGCCACCUGUGACUAUCACUGUGAUGGAGGUUAUGAGCGCCAAGGGACUCCCUCCCGGGUCUGCCAGUCCAGCCGCCAGUGGUCAGGAUCACCGCCCAUCUGUGCUCCUAUGAAGAUUAAUGUUAAUGUCAACUCAGCUGCUGGCCUUCUGGAUCAGUUCUAUGAGAAACAACGCCUCCUCAUCAUCUCAGCUCCUGAUCCCUCCAACCGAUAUUACAAAAUGCAGAUCUCUAUGCUGCAGCAAUCCACCUGUGGACUGGACCUGCGGCAUGUGACCAUCAUCGAGCUGGUGGGGCAGCCACCUCAGGAGGUGGGGCGCAUCAGGGAGCAACAGCUGUCAGCCAACAUCAUCGAGGAGCUCAGGCAAUUCCAGCACCUCACUCGCUCCUACUUCAACAUGGUGUUGAUUGACAAGCAGGGAAUUGACCGGGAACGCUAUAUGGAACCUGUAACCCCGGAGGAAAUCUUCACAUUCAUUGAUGACUACCUACUGAGCAACCAGGAGCUGACCCAGCGUCUGGAACAAAGGGAUGUAUGCGAGUAAACUUGAGCCAGGGCAUGGUUGAGGUCAAAGGAAAAGCUCCCCUAGUUGGCUGAAACCAGGGUCUAAUAAAAGGAGGAAAUGGUUUCCCAUAAUUCUAGGGACAGGACUCUGAGGUAGAUGAGGUUCACCAAUCUUGGGACAUUUUCAGGAACCUUUUUAGGGCUGCAUAAUAGUUUCCCUAAGCAAGUCUCUGCUUUAGGUAGCACUGGAGGAGCAUAAGAAGCUACGUAGAGACUGAGAAGUGGCCCUGGGCAGUGGGUUGGUGGUAGGUUUUCCUUUCUUAAGCUGGGCUUCUCCCAGCUCUUCAAAGUCUUCUAGAUAAGUAAAUCCUAAAUUUAUUCACUAAC